Messenger RNA from Mus pahari (shrew mouse), 2207 nucleotides. RefSeq names its product DALR anticodon binding domain containing 3 (gene Dalrd3). The coding region runs from base 464 to 2104 and encodes 546 amino acids. The transcript has 12 exons. The record is from RefSeq and is a predicted model, not a curated record. Gene Ontology annotation, biological process: arginyl-tRNA aminoacylation; tRNA C3-cytosine methylation. Gene Ontology annotation, molecular function: tRNA binding; arginine-tRNA ligase activity; ATP binding. Lineage: Eukaryota; Metazoa; Chordata; Mammalia; Rodentia; Muridae.
CAAAAUGAGUUCCAGGACAGCCACAGCUACACAGAGAAACAAAGUGUCAUUAAUGGUACAGCCUUAUUCCUUUGACAUUUUGUCUCCUGCGUCUGACCUUUAAUUUGUUUAAAUGGGGCAAAAAAAGAAAAAAAGAGACAAACACAAAGACGUGAAACUUUGACGGCAAAGUGUCUUGCCUGGUAACAAAGGUCCGUUAUCAAAGUAAUAAUUCGAGGUGACGAUUUUUUUAAAAAGGAGGAAAAAUGGACCCUCAGAUUUGGGAGCUAGGGCUCAUGAAUACAGGAAAGGCCAUCGGGAGGGAGCGCUGGAGGCGUGGGUAGAAUGUACGCUCACUUGGCAUGCUCGAGCGCUCUGGUCCACUCAGGAGAAUCCAGGGCCGGAUCCCCGCCCCCGCCAGGCGGACCUCCCGGAAGCUCUACGGAUUAACUUACUUCCUGUUCCAUUUAGUCUUCCGGUCGCCAUGGCGACCGGGCGUCUUGGGGUUGGCGAGACGCUGGAGGCCCUUAAUGCAGCUGUAGGGCCUGGUAGCCCGGUGUGGUUUAAGGAAACGCAUGCCCGGCACCUUCGUGUCCGAGACUUCUUGGCACCGCGAAGCGCGCUACAGGCGCGCUUCAGGGACGGGCAGGUGCCAGAGUGUGUGUUCCGUGCGGUCUCCUGCCUGCAGGGUCCGGGGGUGGCCCCUGUACUGCGCUGCGCGCCGACACCCGCGGGUUUAUCGCUCCAACUACAGCGGCCCGCAGUCUUCGAACAUGUACUCGGUGCCCUGGCCUCCUAUGCUACUCCCGCCAAACCUGUCUCACCAGGCCCUCGAGUUGUCCUACAUUGCCCAGCACUGCGCUGUAAUCCGGGUACGCUCCGACUGAGCCAGCUGCGUGCCGUGCUCGUAGCCGAUCACCUAGUACGGGUACUGCGUGCUCAUGGGGUACGUGUGUGCUCAGUGCCCCCGGUGCGGGACCCUCACAUGUCAACUUUCCUCCAGAAACUUCGGGUGGAAUGGCCGACUGCCUCGAAGAGCACCUCGACAGAAACACUGAGAACCUGUGUUCUUGCAAACCUUAAUGGUUCUAAGGAAGAGACGCUGCCCCCUGGCGUCCUAGGCCGACUGUGUCUGAAGGAACUGGUAGAACAGAGACGUGCUGCUGGCUAUGACCCCAGCAUAGACCACUGUUUGGUGACUGAAGAUCUGCUCUCUGUGCUCUCUGAGCUGCAGGAGGCUGUGCGCCAUUGGUCAGAGGGUGGCCUCCCAGGCCCGGCUGGGGGUCCAGAUGUCGGUGUCGAUGACUGCGUGGUUAUACACGUGGUUAGCUGUGAGGAGGCAUUCCAGCAACAAAAGCUGGAUCUGCUUUGGCAGAGGCUGGAUGACCGGGCUCCUCACAAGCAGGUUGGUUACCAAAGUCUUUCACAGAAGCACCUGGUGUGUGGCCCAGUGAAAAUAGCUGGUGUACCCGGCACCCAGAUGGCUGCCCCUGAGUACUACAGGCUCAGACAUGCUCAGGUGUGUGAGACCUCAGCUCUGAAGCACGGAGGAGACCUGGCACAAGACCCUGCCUGGACUGAGACCUUCGAUAUCCUCUCCGUGGCCACCAUCAAAUUUGAGAUGCUGAGCACAGCUCCACAGAGCCAGCUCCUACUGGCCCACAGCACCAUCUCCACAAAGGGCACAAAGAGUGGGACUUUUGUCAUGUAUAACUGUGCCCGCCUUGCCACACUCUUCGAGGGCUACAAACACGGAAUGGAACAAGGUCUGUACCCUGCUUUUCCGCUUGUGAGCAGUCUGGACUUCUCACUUCUCCAUGAUGAGGGUGAGUGGCUGCUGCUUUUCAACAGUGUCCUUCCCUUCCUGGACCUGCUGAGCCAGACUGUGAGUCUGGCCGGCACCCCAGGCCUCCACAUCCCUGUUCGCACAGAGAUGGUGUGCAAGUUCCUGGUACAGCUCAGCAUGGAUUUCAGCUCCUACUAUAACCGAGUACAUAUUCUAGGGGAACCUCGGCCACACCUCUUUGGUCAGAUGUUUGCUCGCCUACAGCUUUUGAGGGCAGUGCGUGAGGUGUUCCACACAGGCUUGGCUAUGCUGGGCCUCCCUCCGCUGAGCCACAUCUAAGGGCCCAAUAACUGGGAAUGUUUAUAAAAGCAUCAACUGGGAAAGAAACAAGACCUCACAGAUGUUGGGCACUUAAAGUCAGAAUAAAUACAGUUUCAUCCUA